UGGCGCAUUUCUUCCUUCCUUUUCAUUCUCUCUCUCUCUUUCACGUGCACGCACACACGUACACAGAAGCUGAAGGGCGGGCGAGGAGACAAAGCCGCGAUGGCGGAGAGCGGGCGUACCCCGGCGGCGAAGAAGAGAGCGGCCGAUGCGACGGCCGACUCUGAGCAGGAGCCAGCGGCGGCGAGCAGGAAGAGGGCGGCGCUUGGAGAUAUCACCAAUUUACCCAAUCCGACCGCCGUGCCGGCGAAGGGCGGCGGCGGCGGCACCGCGAAGAAGACCAAAGUCAAGGUCGUCGGCGAGUCAACGGCCGCGGCAUCCGCUCCUUCGACGGCGGCAGAGGAGGGUGGCGACCGCGGAGUUGAUCCGCCGACGUGCGGAGCUUACGGUCCCGACAUCUUUCGCUACCUUCGCAACAUGGAAAUGGAGCUGAAGAGGAGACCAUUGCCUGAUUACAUUGAGAAAGUUCAGAAUGAUAUGAGUCCCAAUAUGAGAGGGAUUUUGGUGGACUGGAUGGUGGGGGUUGCCGAGAAGUACCAGCUUUUUCCGGACACCUAUCGCUCCAUCUCUUACAUCGAUAGGUUCUUAUCUUCGAAUGCUUUGUCUAGUCAAAAGCUUAGGCUGCUUGGUGUUUCCGCGAUGCUCAUUUCCUCAAAGUACGAGGAAGUCAAGCCUCCUCAUAUAGAAGAUUUCCGUUACAUGACAGACGACAGUUAUACUAAAGAAGAGGUGGUUCAGAUGGAGGAGGAUAUAUUGAAGGCUCUGGACUUUGAAUUGGGCAAUCCCACAAUAAGGACAUUCCUAAGAAGAUUCAGCACAGUUGCUCAAGAAGGUCACAAGAACUUGCAGACUACGAAUUUGAAACUGGAGUUCUUGGGCUACUACCUUGCCGAGCUAAGUUUGUUGGAUUACGCCUGCGUGAAAUUCUUGCCAUCUGUUGUUGCUGCAUCUGUCACGUUUUUAGCAAGAUUUAUCGUGCAACCAAACACUCACCCCUGGACUUCAAGCCUACAGAGGUAUUCAGGGUACACAAUGAAGGACUUGAAAGAGAGCGUUCAGAUCAUACACGACUUGUACCUGGGGAGAAGAGGAGGCUCCUUACAAGCUGUACGAGAAAAAUACAAGCAACACAAGUUUAAAUGGGUAGCGGUCAUGCCUUCUCCUCCAGACAUCCCAGCGUCUUAUUUCAAAGAUGUCAAUAAGUGAUCAAACAAAUGUUGGGUUGGGUAUAUGUUGGUGAACCGAUAUGGCAGCAAAUAUUUGCAAUUGGCUAUGCACCAAGCAAGUGUAACAACAUACAUGGACCACCAUAUGUUGCCGGUCAUAGCAGAAAAUACUGAUGAGGGAAACUAUGUUGUCCAUAAUACAAGGAACUGCCAACAUUUUAUUUUUAUCACGAAGGAGCUGCUAACAUUGAUUUAUAGAGUUUUCCAUGAGAAGGGUUUGCAUUGAUUUCAUCAGCAAACAAA
Messenger RNA from Eucalyptus grandis, 1466 nucleotides. Its product is annotated as putative cyclin-A3-1. Gene Ontology annotation, cellular component: cytoplasm; nucleus; cyclin-dependent protein kinase holoenzyme complex. Gene Ontology annotation, biological process: regulation of cyclin-dependent protein serine/threonine kinase activity; mitotic cell cycle phase transition. Lineage: Eukaryota; Viridiplantae; Streptophyta; Magnoliopsida; Myrtales; Myrtaceae. The record is from RefSeq and is a predicted model, not a curated record. Gene Ontology annotation, molecular function: cyclin-dependent protein serine/threonine kinase regulator activity.